This is a messenger RNA of Linum tenue, 7761 nucleotides long. NCBI's taxonomy places the organism in Eukaryota, Viridiplantae, Streptophyta, Magnoliopsida, Malpighiales, Linaceae. The record is from the annotation of a GenBank genome assembly.
CCCCAUCUUCUUCCUCGUCGUCGUCUUUCUCCUUCCUCCGCUCACAUAGAAUUCAACCCUACAACAGAAAAAUUCCAGCCCCUCUACUUUCUUCCGUGAUUACCAUCGCCAUCACCGCCGUUGCCCGCCGCCGAUUGUAGCCCUCGGAUUCGUGAAAUCGGGUCAUUUUAGGGAAUCGCAAUCUAAUCAACCCCAAACAACCCGCCUACCUGUCCUCCCUUGUCACGGAUUCAAUUCACUGCCGUGUCUCCCUGUUUCUCUUACCCACCAAUAAAGAUCUCGAUUGGGACCUCCUCCUUCUUUUCUCUUCUGUGUUAUCUCCCGGUAAAGUUUCUCUCUUUCUCCCUCCCUUGUUUCCUCUUCCUUACUAUGAACUUGUACCAUUAUUACUCUUCCAAUUCCGGAUGAAUCCCUUCUCACUUCUCUCUGCCCACCGGUUCACUUAACUGUUUUUGGUUGAUGUACUUGAACCAUUCACGUUUCCAGCUGUGGUUUUGUUAGCUUUAGUUCAUGAUCAAAUUCAGAAAUUAAGCAUCUUCUUAGGACUUAGAUGGUUCCUGGGUGCCCAUCUCGAGGUUUUUGACUUGUAUUUACUUAUAUUUUCUUCAAUUCAUUCAGCUGUAACAGUGUUGAGUUAAGCGGAAUUAGAAGGAGGAGGAGGAGGAGGGGUUUCUGAAGGUGUAUAAGUGGGUGGCAGCUGCAACCAGACCUUAUGCGUGGCUUUGGUUUCUGGGUUGCUGAUUGAUUGUUAGUUCUUUGGUUCAAGUUGGUGAAAACUUGUUGCAGUGGAUGUCUUGUUAACAGAUGAGUAUAGCAUGAUGAAUGUGGGAGUGAGAAUUUGUAGAUGGAUUCCCCUGAUAAGUCAUUUGCUGACAUAGUUGGGCUGUUCAAAUCCUUUGUCCCUUGGCGGACUGAGCCGCCAACCGUGUCAAGGGACUUUUGGAUGCCCGAUCAGAGCUGCAGGGUUUGCUAUGAGUGUGAUUCUCAGUUCACAUUAAUCAACCGCAGACACCAUUGCAGGCUUUGUGGCCGAGUUUUCUGUGCCAAGUGUACUUCUAACUCAAUCCCCUUGCCAUCAUCCCGUGGUUCAAGAACUACUAUUACAAGAGAAGAGUGGGAGAAGAUACGAGUGUGCAAUUAUUGUUUCAAGCAAUGGCAACAAAAUCCCACUCUUGAUUAUGGAUCACAUGUUCCAAGCCAGGCACCCAGCAGUUCAAUGUCGGCUGCCAGUUUGUCUAGAUCAAACUCAAGUGGUACAGCUAACAGUAGUAGUUAUACUCCUGGUUCCGUGCCAUAUUCUAUUGGACCUUUUCAACAAGGUCAAGGAAGCAUGGAUGCUGAUCCAUGUCAGGCAUCUCAAACGGUGACCAAGUUCGAUGAUAAGCAAGUGGAGGAAGAAAUAUUAGGAAAGAGUGAUGACCAUGUUACAGAAGAAGCGUAUGAACAUUCAAAUGGAUACUUUUACAUGAACAGGAGUGACGAUGAUGACGAUGAGUACAGUAUUUAUCGAUCUGAUUCUGAAUCUCAGAACUUUCCUCAAGCCAAUGGCUACUACCAUCAGGCUCAGUUUGAUGAUCCGAGCAAUGAUGAUGAAUUGCAGAAAGCUCAUCUUGAUGGAGAAACUAUUGAAUCAAAAAGUUUAAGUACCUCUCCUUUAAAUAAUAGUUUUUUGUCCCAUGAUCUAGAAGGAAUUCACAGGCUUGGGGAAAGGGAUGAGCAUUAUAUUGAUUAUGAUGGUGAAGCUUCUUCUACAAUGUAUCCUGGGGAAGAUGAUAGUGCAGAACCUGUGGAUUUUGAGAACAAUGGACUACUUUGGCUGCCUCCUGAGCCAGAAGAUGAAGAGGAUGAGAGAGAAGCUGAGUUUUUUGAUGAUGAUGAUGAUGAUGUUGACGUGGCAGGAGAAUGGGGAAGGUUACGUCCCUCGGCCAGUUUUGGAAGUGGAGAGUUCAGCAAUAGAGAUAGGUCAAGUGAGGAUCAGAAGAUGGCCAUGAAGAAUGUUGUUGAUGGCCACUUUAGAGCUUUAAUUGCUCAGCUAUUACAAGUGGAAAAUGUUCCGCUGGGCGAUGAAGGUGACAAAGAGAGUUGGUUAGAGAUCAUUACCUCAUUAUCAUGGGAGGCUGCUACCCUUCUAAAGCCAGAUACAAGCACAGGUGGAGGAAUGGACCCUGGUGGAUAUGUGAAAGUGAAGUGCCUCGCUUCUGGUCGACGCAGUGAGAGCGUGAUGGUCAAGGGGGUCGUUUGUAAGAAAAAUGUUGCUCAUCGGCGAAUGACUUCGAAAAUUGAGAAACCUCGACUAUUGAUCCUUGGAGGGGCCCUUGAGUACCAGCGGGUUUCUAACCACUUGUCAAGUUUUGAUACUCUAUUGCAGCAGGAAAUGGAUCAUCUGAAGAUGGCAGUGGCAAAGAUAGAUGCACAUAAUCCUGAUGUUCUUCUGGUAGAGAAAUCAGUUUCACGAUUUGCACAGGAGUACCUUCUUGCUAAAGAUAUAUCCCUUGUACUUAACAUUAAGAGGCCACUUUUAGAGCGCAUAGCGCGGUGCGCAGGUGCACAAAUAGUUCCUUCAAUCGAUCAUCUCUCAUCUCCGAAGUUGGGAUACUGUGAGAUCUUUCAUGUGCAAAGAUUUUUGGAAGAACUAGGUACAGCUGGGCAAAGUGGCAAAAAGUUGGUGAAGACACUGAUGUACUUUGAAGGCUGCCCAAAGCCAUUGGGUUUUACAUCUGCUGUGAAUCUGAUGAAGAGCUUUCCUAAUACUUAUCUCCACCACUCUAUUCCAUUUCAGAUUUUACUUAGAGGUGCCAAUGGAGAUGAGUUGAAGAAAGUGAAACAUGUGGUCCAGUAUGGAGUUUUUGCGGCAUAUCACUUAGCUUUGGAGACUUCUUUUCUUGCUGAUGAAGGAGCUUCUCCAGAACUUCCAUUUAAUUCUUCAAUAACUGUUGCACUUCCAGAUAAACUAUCAAGUAUUGAGAGAUCUAUCUCAACUGUGCCAGGUUUCAGUGUUCCUGUCAGUGAUAAAUCUCAGGGACCUCAGCAUACCAGUGAAUCACAAAGAUCAAUUAUUGUCCCUAGUGAGAGUCUAUCAGCUAUAGUGGGUGGUCGUGGUUCUGUUGAGAGUGGUGAAAUGAAAACCCUAACUGAUAGCGCUGUUCCUCUAUCUGUUGAACCUACUUUGCCUAGCUUCGGUGCUGCAGCAUUUCUACCCUCACUGCAAUCUACAAUCAAAGUCGUUGCUGAUUCAUACUGUACAUUUGAUGAGAAAAACAGACUUGGUUUGGAAGGUGCUCCAGUGACUGAGAUUUCCAUGGUUAGUGAUGGCCUGUUUUCUCUGAAUGAGCAUUUUGCUGGUAAUACGUCUGUACCUGUGGAUGGGAUCACAGUGGGUGGCGAAUCUAAUCUUGGCAAGGCAAUUGUUCCUCCACCAGUAAGCUCAGAGGUUUCAUCAGGCCUAAAAGACGGUAACAGCAAUGUGGAGGAUCGAGGACCUUUAAAAGAGGACUUUCCUCCAUCACCUUCAGACCAUCAAAGCAUUCUGGUUUCCUUGUCUUCCCGCUGUGUAUGGAAAGGAACUGUUUGUGAGCGGUCCCAUCUAUUUCGGAUCAAAUACUAUGGUAGCUUUGACAAACCUUUAGGUCGGUUUUUGCGAGACCAUUUAUUUGAUCAGAGUUAUACAUGCCGUAUCUGUGAGAUGCCAUCAGAAGCACAUGUUCAUUGUUAUACUCAUCGCCAGGGCACCCUUACAAUAUCUGUCAAGAAGCUACCUGAAUUCCUCUUACCAGGUGAAAGGGAUGGGAAAAUCUGGAUGUGGCAUAGAUGCCUAAAGUGUCCAAGGACUAAUGGUUUUCCUCCAGCCACUCGAAGAGUCAUAAUGUCUGAUGCUGCUUGGGGACUGUCUUUUGGUAAAUUUUUGGAGCUUAGUUUCUCAAAUCAUGCAGCUGCAAGUAGAGUGGCAAGUUGUGGUCAUUCACUUCACAGGGAUUGUCUUCGUUUCUACGGGUUUGGGAAAAUGGUUGCUUGUUUUCGCUAUGCUUCAAUUAAUGUCCUCUCAGUGUACCUUCCACCUUCAAAACUUGAUUUCAGCCUUGGACACCAGGAGUGGAUACAGAAAGAGGCAGCAGAGGUUGUGGACAGGGCUGAGCUUCUGUUUUCUGAGAUACUCACUGCCCUUCGUCGAAUCGCUGAGAAACGACAUGCUGCAGCACUGCAUAAUGGUAGCACAAAGCCUACCGAAUCAAGACGGCAAAUAGCUGAACUUGAAGCCCUGUUACAAAAGGAGAAGGCAGAAUUUCAGGAUUCACUACAAAAAGUUGUGCACAAAGAAGCCAAAAAGGGUCAGCCUGCAAUUGAUAUCCUUGAGAUAAAUCGCUUGAGGAGGCAAUUACUUUUCCAGUCAUACAUGUGGGAUCACCGACUGAUCUAUGCUUCCAAUUUGAAUGAUAACAGCUGCGAAGAUGUGCUCAAUGUUUCUCCUUCAGGAAAAGGGGGGAAAUCUCCCGGUAGCACUGGUAUGAACUCAGUGGACCUCUCUUCUCUACGAACAAACAUAUCUGACCAUCAUCAACAGGGUCCCUUAGAUAGUGUGUCCAAUCAGUCUAGCCCAGUUGACAAAGUAAAAGAAGAUCCUGAUGUUGAAUCUAAUACUGAUAAAGAGGACAGUGCUAAACUUGCUAGUACCGUGUCAAUGUGUGAUCAAUAUGAAGGCCUUGAAUCUGGUGGAGUUGUUAGAAGAACCCUUUCUGAGGGUCAGGUCCCCAUUUUGGCCAAUUUAUCUGAGACUCUUGAUGCUGCUUGGACAGGGGAGAAUCACUUGGGGGUAGGCAUACUAAAAGAUAAUGGCCUUGAGUCACUCUUGAGCGAUUCCUCUACUCCAGUUUCAGGCGCAUUGGAUGUUGACAAUCAUGUGGACAACAAUGGGACCAAGGGGCCUGAUGAUGCAGAAGAAUCUGUUAGCUGGUUAAGAAUGCCCUUCUUGAACUUCUAUCGAUCUCUCAACAAAAAUUUCCUUGCCAGCUCUGAGAAGCUUGACACCCUGAAUGAGUACAAUCCGGUGUAUGUUUCAUCCUUCAGGCAGCUGGAAUUAAAAGGUGGGGCCCGGCUUCUUCUCCCUGUGGGCGUUAAUGACACUGUCAUCCCUGUCUAUGAUGAUGAACCCACAAGUAUCAUAUCUUAUGCCCUUGUGUCACCUGAAUAUCAUGGACAAGUAACCGAUGAACUCGAACGGAUGAACUACAGUGGUGAUUAUGGUUCAUCAUCAUUAAAUUUCUCUGACUCCAUGGCUUCUCAGUCGUUCCACUUUGCGGAGGAUAUGAGCUUUGAUUCUCACAAAAGUCUUGGGUCUAUUGAGGAUACCACCACCUUAUCCACGUCUGCAUCUCGAAGCUCUUUGAUUCUGGACCCACUUUCAUACUCAAAGGCAUUGCAUGCUAGAGUUUCUUUCGGAGAUGAUGGUCCAAUUGGGAAGGCCAAAUAUUCCGUCACUUGUUACUUUGCACAGCGGUUUGCAGCACUAAGGAGGAUGUGUUGCCCGAAUGAACUCGAUUUUGUGAGGUCUCUCAGCCGGUGUAAGAAGUGGGGUGCUCAAGGUGGUAAAAGCAACGUCUUCUUUGCGAAGACUUUGGAUGACAGGUUCAUCAUCAAACAAGUAACAAAGACAGAACUGGAGUCGUUCAUAAAAUUCGCGCCUGAAUACUUCAAGUACCUGUCUGAAUCAAUUAGCUCGCGCAGUCCAACUUGCUUGGCAAAGAUACUUGGAAUAUAUCAGGUUGCAUCGAAGCAUCUGAAAAGCGGGAAGGAAUCCAAAAUGGAUGUUCUGGUAAUGGAGAAUCUUCUGUUCAGAAGAAACGUGACACGCCUUUAUGAUCUGAAGGGCUCUUCAAGAUCAAGGUACAACCCAGAUUCCACCGGGAAUAACAAAGUUCUGCUUGAUCAGAACUUGAUUGAAGCCAUGCCAACUUCUCCCAUCUUUGUGGGCAACAAGGCGAAGCGGUUGCUUGAAAGAGCAGUGUGGAACGAUACUUCUUUUCUUGCAUCAAUCGAUGUGAUGGAUUACUCGUUGUUGGUUGGGCUGGAUGAAGAGAAGCACGAGCUAGUUCUUGGGAUCAUUGACUUCAUGAGGCAGUAUACAUGGGAUAAACACCUGGAGACUUGGGUGAAGGCAUCAGGAAUACUAGGUGGUCCAAAGAACUCAACUCCUACUGUUAUAUCCCCAAAGCAAUACAAGAAGAGGUUCAGGAAAGCAAUGACUACCUAUUUCUUGAUGGUCCCAGAUCAAUGGUCUCCUCCCUCAGUUCUCCCAACUAAAUCUCUAUCCGAUGUGGGUGAAGAGAACACUCAAGGGGCUACAUCAGUGGAGUAAAAUGUUGGAGCAGCAAGCUAAAUAUAAGGCAGUGUACUCUCUUUUCCUUCCAUUGUACAUUUUUUUUCCUAUUACUGUGGGCUGUUCAAUCAUUUGGUCUUUCAUCUUUUUUACUUCCUUUUUGUUGGGGAGGAAAUUCCAUUUUUUUGCCGUGGAAAUGGGAAAGUGUUACAGCUGUAGUUUUGGGUUGAAAGUGGAAGGUCACGAAAGAGUGUUUAUUAGGGUGGGAGAGUAGUGGAAGGGUAAUAAUAUGGCUAGAGGAAUGUCAAAGAGGUAUAAUAUUGGGUUACCUCUCUCCAUGCAUGGGACAUCAUCAUCUUCGUGUCUGUACAAAAAUAUUUUUUUCUUGUGUUUAUAGCAUCAAUGAAAGCAGCGAAUAUUGAUCAUGUAAAUCUUGUCCAAUUGAAUCUCAUUUCUAUUUGUUGAUGUACAUUUGGAAUAUAAAUGCGCUUUUUCCUCGUUCAACUUCAUGUAUCAUGCUCGAGGUCCUUUUCGUGUAUUACAAGAGCAGAGGAAAGGGUUCCAUGGUUCUAGUUGUGUGCUUGUCUCCCAGAUGCAUUGCAUGGUAAAUGAAAAAACGUUCAUAUCAUAUUAUUGGUUUUUAUCUACAAGCAUUUCUGCAGUAAUCCAGUGGACCAUUUGUCUUUAGAUUGAACAAACUGAAGGUGAAAAGAGUGACUACAUAACAUCUGUGUCAUCACUUUUAUAUACAAGUGUAUGCAGAAAGCUGGUAUAAUGGCUUGGUGCAUAGAUAGAUGCUGGUGGUGAUAGGAGUUGUUAGAAUUAGUUUAUAAGCUGCUGGACUUUGAAAGGUCUUCUUGCGCGGUAACAGUAGCUCCAGCACUCUGAUAUUGAUCACCAUGAGAGCCAUUAACAAUCUGCAGAAGCCGCUGCUGAAGGAGGUUGAUGAUGAUCUGUGCAUCCCUUGAUGACGAAUGAUGUUGAUAUGCAGCAGGAGUCUGUCGCCGGUGCAGGUCGUUGAAACGAGGGCCUUCAUCGUAUGCUUCGCAAAUUACUUCCCCAGUCCUCUCAUCUGUAUAACAAACGAUACCCUCAACUGGGUUCUCGAAUAUCUUGUUUGUGAAGGAGGAACAAGAGGAAGAUUUGAUCAUGAUCCCCACAGGUUUAUGAGCCUUCUUAUUGCUGCUGCUGAAUGGAAGCUGGUCUGGAAUUGAAGAAGAUGCAGCAGUUUGCAUUACUGGGAAGUGUGGUGGCGAGGAAGGCCAUCUUGUGAACCUUAAUGCAACCAUUUGAUCAAACACCUUACACUAGCAAUGGUGAGCCUCCUAUUUACAGAGAGAGGGAGAGAGAGGGAUGAAGAAAACUGUAGGCGUUUACUUUAGGGUUGCAGCUGAUAGAAUAAUUAAUGGUUGCUGUGAGUAUGUUGCUAGGGAGGUUGUCUCUGUCAAUGA